Xyrauchen texanus (razorback sucker) is the source of this 977-nucleotide messenger RNA. It is a transcript of the gene naa10, whose product is annotated as N-alpha-acetyltransferase 10, NatA catalytic subuni. Gene Ontology annotation, molecular function: protein-N-terminal-glutamate acetyltransferase activity; protein N-terminal-serine acetyltransferase activity. Gene Ontology annotation, biological process: N-terminal peptidyl-glutamic acid acetylation. Gene Ontology annotation, cellular component: NatA complex. NCBI's taxonomy places the organism in Eukaryota, Metazoa, Chordata, Actinopteri, Cypriniformes, Catostomidae. Bases 135 to 809 code for a protein of 224 amino acids. The transcript has 8 exons. The record is from RefSeq and is a predicted model, not a curated record.
CGGUCGUGCGCAACAUGGUUGUUGAAGUGUAGCUGUUUUCAUCUGCCAGAUCAUUCGAUUCUGCUGAAGGGGGUUUGUGUCGUUUUGACAGCUGUAUUUAUAGCAUAUAAUAUAUAACUAAUCCAGCGGGCAAAAUGAAUAUACGCAACGCGCGGCCGAAAGAUCUGAUGAACAUGCAACAUUGUAACCUGCUGUGUCUUCCAGAGAACUAUCAGAUGAAAUACUACUUCUACCAUGGCCUCUCUUGGCCACAGCUAUCAUACAUAGCAGAGGAUGAGAACGGGAAGAUAGUGGGAUAUGUUUUGGCCAAAAUGGAGGAGGAUCCUGAUGAUGUGCCACAUGGACAUAUUACAUCACUGGCAGUUAAACGUUCUCACAGGCGUCUUGGACUGGCUCAGAAACUGAUGGAUCAGGCCAGCAGAGCCAUGAUUGAAAACUUUAAUGCUAAAUAUGUCUCUUUACAUGUCAGGAAGAGUAACCGGGCAGCUCUUCACUUGUACUCCAAUACACUCAAGUUUCAGAUCAGUGAAGUGGAGCCCAAAUAUUAUGCAGAUGGAGAAGAUGCUUAUGCCAUGAAGAGGAAUCUCACACAGAUGGCAGAUGAGUUGCAGAAACCAGGUGUGCAUCUGUGGGGCACAGAGGCUCCAGCGUCUCAGGACACAUGCUUGACUGGCCUGGUGGAGAAGCUGACAGUGCAGGAUGGAGAGAAGGAGGGAGAUGGAGACAGCGGAGGAGAGAGUAAAGAGAUGAGUGAAGUCAGCGAGGCCACUGAGAGCACAGACGUCAAAGACUCAUCUUCAGACUCUUAACUCACAUCUCAGUGUGUUCACACCCAUCUUUUAGGCUUCAAAUCGGUUUACACUGUUUAUAUGCACCUCUCGGUUUCUUUGGUUUGUUUUGAGAUUGCAGGAACAAGACCUUGUAAAAGCAGCUAUGAAACUAUUUGUGAGGAAAUUUGUCAAUAAAAUUGGAGAAUA